Molecule: messenger RNA, 165 nt
Organism: Enterospora canceri
Lineage: Eukaryota; Fungi; Microsporidia; Enterocytozoonidae
Source: the annotation of a GenBank genome assembly
AUGGGUUCACGCAAAUCAAUGCUGGUGAAGAAGAGACUGACAAGGGCGUUUGUGAGAAACAGCACAAUGCCAACAUGGAAGAGACUGCUGCCUGAGAACAGGUACAAGCAGGCACGAAACAAGGCACGACGCAACUGGAGAUCGACCAAGUUGAAGAUUCAUUAA